Homarus americanus (American lobster) is the source of this 510-nucleotide messenger RNA. RefSeq names its product early nodulin-75-like. NCBI's taxonomy places the organism in Eukaryota, Metazoa, Arthropoda, Malacostraca, Decapoda, Nephropidae. The record is from RefSeq and is a predicted model, not a curated record.
CCCCCAUACACCCAGCCCCCAUACACCCAGCCCCCCAACACCCAGCACCCCCAUACACCCAGCCCCCAUACCCAGCCCCCCAUACACCCAGCACCCCCAUACACCCAGCCCCCCACACACCCAGCACCCCCACACACCCCCCCCAUACACCCAGCCCCCCAUACACCCAGCCCCCAUACACCCAGCACCCCCCAUACACCCAGCCCCCUCAUACACCCAGCCCCCUCACACCCAGCCCCCCAUACACCCAGCCCCAUACACCCAGCCCCCAUACACCCAGCACCCCCAUACACCCAGCCUAUACACACCCAGCCCCCACACACCCAGCCCCAUACACCCAGCCCCCCAUACACCCAGCCCCCCAUACACCCAGCACCCCCCAUACACCCAGCCCCCUCAUACACCCAGCCCCUCAUACACCCAGCCCCCCCAUACACCCAGCCCCCCAUACACCCAGCACUCCCCAUACACCCAAGAUCCUUCACGCUGAUCAUGGAGGUCUGGACUUGA